AGUAUUAGGCGGCGGCGGCUGGCGCGAGGCGGCUUAGAUGCGCCACUGCUUCGCUAGCGACGGCAUCUCCUCACGGCCUUGAGCCUCGUCCUCGGCACCUCCCCCAGGAGACCACUGCAGUCGGGCAGCCCCGGCUCCUCGGUAACCAACCAUGUGCGACCGUAAGGCGGUGAUCAAAAAUGCAGACAUGUCGGAAGAGAUGCAACAGGACUCGGUGGAGUGCGCAACUCAGGCGCUGGAGAAAUACAACAUAGAGAAGGACAUUGCGGCCCACAUCAAGAAGGAGUUUGACAAGAAGUACAACCCCACUUGGCACUGCAUUGUGGGGCGGAACUUCGGGAGCUAUGUGACACACGAAACCAAACACUUCAUCUACUUUUACCUGGGUCAGGUGGCCAUUCUUCUGUUCAAAUCUGGCUAAAGGCGAGGACUGCCAAACACCCAGUGAUCCAUCCAAAAUAAGGACUGCAGCCGAAACUCCAAUACCAGAGACUGAAAUCCUCACCCUGGCUAAGGGAACGCCUCGUUUGAAUCUUUACUGUGUCUGUACAGGGCAUCCUCUGUACUAGUUUAUUGUGGUUAUAAAAUAAUUAGUAAAACA
Messenger RNA from Jaculus jaculus (lesser Egyptian jerboa), 601 nucleotides. It is a transcript of the gene Dynll1, whose product is annotated as dynein light chain LC8-type 1. Bases 152 to 421 code for a protein of 89 amino acids. The transcript has 3 exons. Gene Ontology annotation, cellular component: cytoplasmic dynein complex. Gene Ontology annotation, biological process: cilium assembly; microtubule-based process. NCBI's taxonomy places the organism in Eukaryota, Metazoa, Chordata, Mammalia, Rodentia, Dipodidae. Gene Ontology annotation, molecular function: dynein light intermediate chain binding; dynein intermediate chain binding. The record is from RefSeq and is a predicted model, not a curated record.